AUGUGUGCAAGGAAUUGGAAGGAAGUGGACGACGAGUGCUGCGCCCACGCUCCGCGGCCCGCUCGUUUUCCCGUGAGUAAAAUAUUGGUGCUGUGCGGCUUUGUUGUCCUGUUCUUUGUGGAGUCGUGCACCGUCGGCAGCUGGCCAAUGCCGGGUGCCCCGGCCCCCACAUCUUCUCCCGCCGCCGGCGGCCCUGACAUGCCGGGCGGACGCAUGAGCGACACGGUGCUGCAGCACACCAUGCAGCAAAUGAACGCGAUCUCGUCCAGGCAAACCGCUCCUUUUUUGUUUCCAUGGGGAGAGGAGCGACUUGCAAUUUUGAAGGAGUGGAAGCAGAUUUACUACAGCAUUCGGGGUGAUUUGGCUCGAUGGGCUCGAUCCAACGCCAAAGAUGGAAAAGCCAAAGACACCCAGGCAGAGCCUGAGCCGGGAAAUCGGCUGCAGAUGCUUGUGUACGACGUUAACGAUGGAUACAUGACUUUGUCUCUCGCAAGCUUUUUUCCGGAUUUGUUUGUGACAGGCGUCGUUCUAAGCGGCUGUCCCCAAUCGGUCGCGGAGGGGAACGCAUGUCCCUCUCUGCGUCAAAUAUCGAAGGGGAUAGAGAAUAGAUGGAACACCAUACAGAGUCAAAAUAAUUUAGAAAAUCCACGUCUUUUUCUUUGUUUGUCGCCGCCAAUGUCACUUAUUCGGCUUGGCAACAUGGCUGGCCGUCAAACAAUGGCAGAAUACCAAGUUGCUGUGUCUCUUUUUGAAAACUUUGCACACACCCCGACAAAAAGAACAUUUCAGCGGUCCCUUAUUUCUUUCCUUAAGAGCGCAUCAGUAGCAACUUUCAUCACUCUUCCUGUAUUUGGAAAAGGUCCACAUAAGCCAAAAAAUGUCUUGCAUUGGUACAAUCAACCACACGACCCGGAGCAGCUAAUGAGGGAAGCUGCAGAGCUCUUUUCAGUUCAGUUGUCUAUUGUUCAUUUGGUUUCUGUUCGAUGGGGAGACGAAGACCGGGCAUUGUUUCGUGUAGAAGUCCUGCGAGACUCGAACUGGACUGAGCAGGAGACUAUGAAAUGUGAAGUUCGAAAAGAUCUUUUGCGCUGUGAUCCACGGGGGCAGUUUGUGAAGUGCUCUGCAUGA
Molecule: messenger RNA, 1128 nt
Organism: Trypanosoma cruzi
Lineage: Eukaryota; Euglenozoa; Kinetoplastea; Trypanosomatida; Trypanosomatidae
Exons: 1
Coding region: 1-1128 (375 amino acids)
Source: RefSeq, a predicted model, not a curated record